Esox lucius (northern pike) is the source of this 3235-nucleotide messenger RNA. RefSeq names its product angiomotin-like 2a. The record is from RefSeq and is a predicted model, not a curated record. Lineage: Eukaryota; Metazoa; Chordata; Actinopteri; Esociformes; Esocidae. The transcript is spliced from 10 exons. The coding region runs from base 344 to 2419 and encodes 691 amino acids. Gene Ontology annotation, cellular component: plasma membrane; bicellular tight junction; cytoplasmic vesicle. Gene Ontology annotation, biological process: angiogenesis; hippo signaling; establishment of cell polarity involved in ameboidal cell migration.
UGGAACCGUGUGGUUUACGCUUUUGAUCCCGGAGGGACCUCCUCGCGCUCUCACAUUCCUGGCAUUCCGACCUCAGUCCGUCGGUUCUCAGUUACUUAUUAUCGCUCGGUGCUGGACAAGCUUUUCAGUGUUCAGCAAGUCCCCGGACAAAGUAGACCUAAAAUAAAUCGCCUUGGAAGGAUGAUAACUAUUUAAACGAAACAUUGUGGAUUACUUUUGAAUUCAUUUUAAAGUUUUACGUUAACGUUUUGCUGGGAUGAGAGCGUGAACUGGUUUUACGGCCAUCCAUAUACACAUCAUACACCUGAUCCGUAGCUUCCAUCAACAGAACAAAAGAACCAAAAUGGCAUCCACAGAAGAGCCGUUUGGCACAGUCCUGCACCGCCUCAUCCAAGAGCAACUCCGCUACGGCAACCCCACGGACGCCCGCACCCUCCUGGCCAUCCAACAGCAGGCCCUGCGUGGAGGCGGCAGCGGCUCUCCCAGCGGAGGGCCCGGGUGUGGAGCUGGGGGGGCCCCUGGCGGAAGCCCCCGCUCCUCCCUGGAGAGCCUCAACCUGGAGGAGUCGUCGCUUCCCCAGCUGUCUGCCCGCCAGGAGCCACAGGGCCAGGAGCACCAGGGAGACUACCAGCACUCUGAGAGCAGCUACCAGCUGUACCACCUCCACGGGGAGGAGCUGCCCACCUACGAACAGGCCAAGGCUCACUCACAGUACCUGGCCCAGCACUGUGCCCCGGGCCCCCACCCGCAGCUGCGCGAGGGGGUCUGUCGCACCCCCUCGGAGGAGGAGCUGAUCGAGUUGAAGCGAGGCCACGUGCGGUCGCUCAGUGAGCGCCUCCUGCAGUUGUCUCUGGAGAGGAACGGUGCCGCGGCGAUGUCCGAGGCGGUCAAGAGCUCCUCGCAUAGCUACCCGGAGCUGGGUUACUACGGUCCGCAAGGCCUGCCGGACAAGUGCAGCCCCUACCCGGAUUACCCAUCGGCUCCCACCGUGUCCCAGGGAUAUAUGCCCAUCCACCCUCAGGAGCCCCAAUGCAUCUACAGGGACAUGAACCAGCAGCUCAGGUACGCUGCCCCAGCCCAGCCGCCCACGGAGGCCUGCUAUGGUGUGUUCACCAGUCUGCCCCCUGGUGGCGCGGAGGACGACAGACAGAUGGAGCUGCUGCUGCUGGAGAACGAGAGGCUGCGGCGGGAGCUGGAGGGCCACCGAGAGAAGGCCAGCCGCGUCCACAAGCUGGAGCAGGAGAUCCAGAGGAUUUCGGAGGCGUAUGAGACCUUAAUGCUGGGCAGCAGUAAGAGGGAGAGCCUGGAGAAGACCCUGAGGAGCCGACUGGUGGCCGAGAUCAGGAGGCUGCAGGACUUCAACAGAGACCUCAGGGAAAGCUUGGAAAAUGCCAGAACACAUGCUGCCAAAGAGGUGGAAGCUGCUGACCACAACCAGCACAUCAUGAACAAACUCCUUGAGCAAAAUGAGGAGCAGCACUUUGAGCGCGAGCGCACCGAGCGGGAACUUCAGCGGCUCCGCAGCACCGCGGAGGAGCAGGGCCUGAGGGCGGAGCAGCUGGAGGAGGCCCUGGAGGCCCAGCGGAGCAGGGGCCGUGCACUGGAGGAGGAGCUGCGACGCAAGCGGGCCUACGUGGAGAAGGUGGAGCGGCUCCAGGGCGCCCUGGCCCAGCUCCAGGCCACCUGCGAGAAGCGCGAGUGCCUGGAGACACGGCUGCGGACGCGCCUGGAGCAGGAGCUGAGGAGCCUGAGGGCACUGCACAGGCAGGCUCGCCCGCCGGGCAUGACGGUGGGCUCGCUGCACGAGCGUUUGAGGGAGCGGGAGGAGCGCAUCCUGGCCCUGGAGGCAGACAUGGUGCGCUGGGAGCAGAAGUACCUGGAGGAGAGCACCAUGAGGCAGUUCGCCAUGGAUGUGGCGGCGACCGCCGCUGCUCAGAGAGACACGACCAUCAUCAACCAUUCCCCAUGUAACUCCUCCAACAACAGCUUCAAUGACGACCUGCCUGUUGCUGAUUACAGAAACCAGGAAAUGGAAAACCGGAUCCGGGCUCUCUACGGCCAAAUCCUGGAGAAGGAUGCCGUGAUUAAGGUCCUUCAGCAGCGUUUGCACCAGGACCAGGUGGACAAAGAUGGUUGUCUGCAAACUGAUGCACCGUCACCUGACGUUAGCACGGCCACGAGCACCAGCAUUAGCAGAAGUGACAAUCUGUCUGACGACCAGACUGCCCACGCUACACUUCUUCAGUGUUCCUCACCAGACUCUCUCAGCCCCAGUUGUGGAUCAGAGUCCAAGGUGCUAGCCUCUGGUCCUAUGCUCAGCAUUGACCCAGCUGCUUCGCAACAACUUCAGCCUUCGUCCUUGAGCACAUUGAGGGGCCUGGAUGAUCUGGAGGCAGAAGCAGUGGAAAUCUUCAUUUGAGGAAGAUUUUUUCAGUCUUUUAUAAGAGAUUCCCUUGAGGGGAGUGAACUCUCUAGAGCUGUGCAGAGUAACUGACUACUCAGUGGUCAUAGUUCCUCUGAGGAAAAACAAAGUGGUCAAGUAUGUUGCAGAAUGAGAGGAGGCUGUAUGGAAAGAAGACGUGCUUUCACCUUUAAAGGGGAGCUGUGCUCCAUCUCCAUCAUAGCUAGGUGGCUGCAGGCAAGUCAUCUGGGUCUAUGAGGCAAAAUGUGAAACCUUCAAGGUACUUGGGACAGUAUUUCAGUUUUGCCACUGGCAACACACCACUGUGCUGUCAGUGAAUGCCAAUUUAUUUAUAUUUGCUGCUCUUUAAGGUUUUUAAAACUGAUUUCUAAUGUACAAUGAUUCAUGGGGUUUAGUUGGUUCAUGUUAUUUUUUGGAUCAGACUUUCUCCACAUUCCCACAGUUCUAAAAAGCCUCAUGCUCUUCCAGAUUACUUCUAUCAACAAGAUUUUUGUAUGUUGACUUUUGACCGCCAUUCCCACCCUGUGCAAAAAGGUCAAUCUGGAUGGAUUUGUGCGUCAAGAAAUUCUUCAGAGCAAGUAAAAUCAAAAAACUGAAUCCAUAAUUUUAUAGAAACGUCAAAAGCUCUUAAUGUUUAUAUUUUCAUUGGCCAAAUUCUCUAUGCCCCAGUAGCUGGUUCUACAGGUUUAGAAGUAAAGGUUGAGUUUGCCAACUAUAGAUUGUUUUUUCUAUUCAGUUUAUGUGCAUGAGGUCAAAAGAAACUAUUUACAACCAGGAAUGGUGAAGAGUUUCUUGUGUUUUUACUGCUUUACA